Molecule: messenger RNA, 249 nt
Organism: Micromonas pusilla CCMP1545
Lineage: Eukaryota; Viridiplantae; Chlorophyta; Mamiellophyceae; Mamiellales; Mamiellaceae
Exons: 2
Molecular function (GO): electron transfer activity; iron ion binding
Source: RefSeq, a predicted model, not a curated record
CGCGCGGUGUUCGUGAACGAGAGCGCGUGCAUCGGGUGCCGGCAGUGCAACCACAGCGCGCCCAAGACGUUCAUGAUGGAGGACGACUGGGGCCGCGCGCGCGCGUAUCAGCAGUGGGCGGACACCGAGGAGGACAUCACCAUCGCGAUCGAGUCCUGCCCGGUGGACUGCAUCUACUGGGUGAAGCAACGGAACUUGCCCAUCCUCGAGUACGCGAUGCAACGGUGCGAGCGCCAGAACGUGGGCGUC